Molecule: messenger RNA, 1865 nt
Organism: Pseudophryne corroboree (corroboree frog)
Lineage: Eukaryota; Metazoa; Chordata; Amphibia; Anura; Myobatrachidae
Product: protein SSUH2 homolog
Exons: 13
Coding region: 221-1501 (426 amino acids)
Source: RefSeq, a predicted model, not a curated record
GCAGGGCUCCUGGGCACAUGCAGCCGUUGCUCUGUGGAACGUAACACUCCUGCUAUUUUGUCACAUUGCUCAGCAGAAAUGAAAGUGAAAGAGAAGUAGCCUGAAGAAGGAAGAACGCAGCAGAGAGGGACCUGUCUGUAAUUAGCAGCAGGAACAGGAACUGGAAGCAAUUGGUGUGAAGCAAUCCUCUAUAGGGACCGGUCUGCUGCAGUCAGUGACCAUGGAAGAGCACAGCAGGCUCAGUGGAGGACAUUCAGCUGCUUAUGGAGCCAUGGGACAGCCAUAUCAGCCCAAUUACCUGAUGACCCCAGAUAUUGAACGGAAACCUCUCAUCCCUGGAUACAUGAACUAUCCCGAAGGAAAGAUGGCUUCAGCGGCCAUGAAUCCGGCGAUGAGUCCGCCAUAUUACCCUCCAGCUGCUGCCACUAGUCCGGCUAUGUGCACGGAUGGUCCAACAGCUCCACUCCCUGAAUGGACAGAUAUUCCAGGGUAUGAAGGGAUGGGCACUUUUGAAGGGGGUGGUAAAUUUCUACCUCCGCCAGACGUGGGACCGAUUCCUGGGGCUGUGCCGACGCCGACAAACGCCAACUGGACGGUCCCCUUCAUCUCCGAAGAUGUUGCCAGAGAAGCUCUGCUGACUUACGCCAACAGCAAAUGUUGUUAUCGCUCAACUGCAGCGCAAGAGAUGAACUUUCAGGAACUCCAACCGUUUAAUACAUACCGGUAUCGGCUGGAGACUUUCACAGAGUCCAGGGCGUGUGCAUGGGUGACUACGCCUUUUACCGGCCAGCCGGUGGAUUCCCCCGCCUAUGGACCAGCCCCUCAGCCCUGGGAAAUACCCGUCCAGGUUCCAUCCAUGUUCCAGGACAAGGAAAUGAAAAUUCCCGUUCCCCGCACGUCCUCCCUGAAGGCUUGCCCCCAGUGUUUGGGAACCUGCAAGACAGUGUGUACGAAAUGCCACGGAACGCGUCGGGUGAAUUGCUGGGUGUGUCAUGGGACUGGACGUCGUAUGGAUGAUAGAUGCCACCACUGCGGAGGAUGUGGAACAGAGAGGUGCACAACUUGUCACGGCAGCGGACAUGUGACGUGCGUGGGAUGUUCCGGGCGCGGACAAAUCCUGAACUACAUCGAGCUGACCGUCACGUGGAAAAAUAACAUCUAUGAGUUUGUAGCUGACCACAAUUCCGAGUUCCCUACUGAGCUGUUUACGAAAGUGAACGGGGAAAAAAUCUUCACCAAUGAGCAGUUGCUGUUGGCGCCGCUGAACAACUUCCCGUCUCCGGCAAUUAAUCAGGCUUCCCUGAACGGUUUGCAGCAACAUCACUCUCAGUUUGCCGCUUCAUCCCAGAUACUGAGACAGAGACACGGCACUGAGUGGCUGCCGCUCACCAAGGUGGUAUACAUUUGGAAAGACAAUCGAUACGACUACUUUGUCUAUGGGAAGGAGAACAAGGUUUAUACUGACAAUUACCCUCAGAAGUGCUGCUGUGCCGUCAUGUGACCUGGAAUUACUCCACGCGACUUUAACUAUCCAGCCUCAGUCACCUCACUAUGCAGAAGGAGGCACCAGCCUGCAAGCUGUUACACCCCAGUAUGAGGCAUCUUGUAACAUUAUGUGCAGUUGUGUAUAUAAUAUGGCCCUAGGACCAGCGCUGUUACAGUAACAUGUUAUCAGGCUACUCUCUGCAUAUGGGCUCAGAGCGGCGCCUGUACUACACCCUCAGAUAUGUAUAAACACAUUUUCUAAAAAGUGGAAUUUAAUAUAUAAAAUAUAUAUCCCCCAAUUUCUGCCUUUUUUGUUACCUAUUUAAAUGUACGAGCUCCAUCAUUUUUGAUCAACCAAAUAAAACUCUGUUUACCUACAA